CCGUCUCUCCUCCACGCUCCAGUCAUCUUCAUCCUUUCCCUCCCCACACUAUCAUCAUGUCUCGCAUUCCGAAGGACCAGAUGCAGAAGCUUCAGAUGAUGCUGAAGAAGACCGGGUCUGGUGGAGGCUUCGGUGGUUUCCCCACGGGCGGUGGUCAAGGCGGCGGAAAGUUCUGGGGAACUGUCGCCUUGGUCGGCAUUGGAUCUUAUGUCGUGUCGGACUCGCUCUUCAACGUGGACGGUGGUCACCGUGCGAUCAAAUACUCCAGGGUAGGCGGUGUUAAGAAGGAGAUCUACAGUGAAGGAACCCAUUUCCGAAUUCCCUGGUUCGAAACGCCCGUCAUCUACGAUGUGCGCGCAAAGCCGCGCAACAUCGCUUCCCUGACCGGUACCAAGGACCUGCAGAUGGUCAACAUCACCUGCCGUGUUCUGUCCAGA
Molecule: messenger RNA, 437 nt
Organism: Aspergillus campestris IBT 28561
Lineage: Eukaryota; Fungi; Ascomycota; Eurotiomycetes; Eurotiales; Aspergillaceae
Exons: 3
Biological process (GO): mitochondrion organization
Cellular component (GO): membrane; mitochondrion
Source: RefSeq, a predicted model, not a curated record